AUGGCCAGCGAAUCCCCAGCCAUGCGGCGGCCAGGCCAAGUCUCUAGAGACGCUUCCCGCUCGCCGUAUCGGAACAGAAGUCAACAUCGAUCCAUCUCAUCCUUCGACCCUGACUCCGAAUCAGCUCCCCUGCUUCAAGGCGGUGACACCCAAAGAUCCCUAUAUGGCGGAAUUGAAGAUAGCAGCAGGCCUGCAUCACUUGCGUUGCGCAAUCCACCAGAGUUUGGGGAAUCGAGGAAUGAAGACAAACGACAACGUCAAUGGCCUAUACUCGUUGCGCUUUCCUUUCUCACAAUCUCUGUUUUGCUCAUAUUGAUUCUCGGAUUUGUGGCGCCAGUCACUGUGAAAGAGUACGCGCAACAAGCUGUUGUUUUUUCUCCCCAAAAGCUAUCCAUUGAUUCAGCCACGUCGUCAGGCAUAUCCUUGCGGGUUCAAGGAAAUGUUACUCUGGAUGGCCAUCGGGUGAGCCAGAAGACUGUGAGGGAUAUAGGUCGACUUGCCACUUGGAUAGCUAGAGAAGUUGAAAUUGACGAGUCGAAAGUCGACGUCUAUCUUCCAGAGUACGACGAUGUUCUCCUGGGUACUGCGUCUGUUCCUGCCGUCAAAUUAAAUAUCAGAGAAGGACAUGUCAAUUAUAUUGACAUACUGGCCGAGCUUCAAUCGGGAGAUGUGGCUGGUAUUCAUCAAGUGGCGGAUGAUUGGAUGAGCGGACGAUUAGGCGAACUUCGCGUGAAGAGCAUCGCGAAUGUGGCUAUCAAAUCAGGCAUUUUAAAUAUUGGCCAACAGGCCAUAUCGGCUGAUAUGAAAAUCGACGGCCAGGAUAUUCCUCCUCUGCCAUCGAUCAAUGCGCUUAAACUCAACGUACACGAGAACCCGCUGACUCCCGAGGACCCUAGCGUCGCCGUCGAAGUGUCAGUGGGCGUUUCGAAUGACUACGCCCUUUCCAUGACUAUUCCACCGUUAGGGUUCGAUAUUCUUGUUCCGAAUUGCUCACCGGUCGAGCCUUAUAUUCUGGUGGCCAACACUACCACGGACGUUGUCAAUAUCCAGCCUUCAAAGCCCGCGAUAGUUAACGCUGGUGGAAUUAUAAAGCAUCUUCCCUCAGAACUGACCAAGGCGUGUCCAGGAAAGAAGGACUCGCCUUUGGAUCAGAUAAUUUCCGGUUAUAUAAAAGAGCACCAGGCGACCAUAUACAUUCGCGGUGCAGAUGCUCCAUCACAGGAAACUCCAACGUGGAUGGUAGAUUUGUUGAAAAGUGUCACGGUCCCUGUGCCCGUGACGGGUCAUGACUUUGGUCAAAUGAUCAAGAAUUUCUCAAUGUCCGAUGUUCACUUCUCAAUGCCAGACCCAUUCGCUGAACCAGACUCUCCUGACGCUCAACCACAAGUGUCUGCACUUGUCGAGGUCAUGGUGGAUCUGCCCAAGGAAAUGAACUUCGAUGUGGACAUUCCCCGAGUCCGAGCAAAUGUUGAUGUUUUCUAUCACGGCACCAAAUUCGGCUUCCUCGAUUUAAGCAAAUGGCAGCAUUCCAAUGCCACUCGUAUCAAUGACACAAGCAGUGAUGACCCACUACUACUCGUGACUUUUGCGAUUAAAGACGGACCUCUACAAGUUACGGAUAGUGACGUCUUUUCCGAAGUUGCCCAGUCACUUCUAUUUGGAGGCCAAUCGGUCAAGCUAGAUUUGCAGGCACUUGUGGAUGGAAAAAUAGCAACUACGUUGGGCCAAUUUGUGAUACGUGAAAUCCCUGCCGAAGGAAGGAUCGAGGUCAACCCUCCAUUCGGUGGCUCUAUUGGAGGCUCCAUUGGUGAUUUAUUGAGACCGCGAGUCGAGUCACUUGAUAUUGUGCACACAACCCAGUCCAGUGUUCAUGUCGAAGUCACCGUGAAUUUCACUAACCCUACUCCGUACUCCGCUACUAUACCUUAUGCCGAUGUCCUGCUGCUCUCUAACGGGACUACGCUUGCGCAUCUCAGUGGACGUGCGAUGUCUGUUGUUCCAGGAAACAAUACUGGCGUUUCCGUAACGGCAGUGUGGAACCCAUUAGCCUUUGGGGAAGACGCUGGCGUGAUCGUAGGCCGUGAUUUCCUGUCGAAUUACAUCUCAGGUUUCAACACUACGUUGACCAUGCAAACCCACAACGAUACCUUCCCAAACAUUCCUAGCCUCGGACAGGCGCUUUCAAACAUCAGAUUUGAUGUUCCGAUUCCUAAAUUGGGAGCCCCAGACGGCGGUGGUAACGACACAGAUGGGGACAACAAUGGGAAUCCACGAUUCAUCAAAGAUGCAACGCUACAUUUGUGGUCUUCCACUGCUGUUUUCACCUUGUUAUCUCCCCUUCGCAAAUCGUCGACCCUCUACAUCAAUAAAAUCGACGCAAGUGCGUUUUACAACCAUACUGAACCCAUUGGGAGAAUCGAUUAUCAACUCCCCUUCGCCGUGCCUCCGGGCAUUUCACAGACACCCAAAUUACCAGUCACGUUAAAUUUAGAUGGCGUUGGUUAUGAAGCUGUCAAAAGGGCAUUUGGGGGUACUUUGCGCAUGGAUGCAAAGGCUCAUGUUGGCGUUUCACUUGGCGAAUAUUCUACGACUUUGUUUUAUCAGGGAAAGGGUAUUGGCGCAAACAUUCGAAUAUAA
Talaromyces rugulosus is the source of this 2637-nucleotide messenger RNA. RefSeq lists its product as uncharacterized. Gene Ontology annotation, cellular component: fungal-type vacuole membrane. Lineage: Eukaryota; Fungi; Ascomycota; Eurotiomycetes; Eurotiales; Trichocomaceae. The coding region runs from base 1 to 2637 and encodes 878 amino acids. The transcript has 5 exons. The record is from RefSeq and is a predicted model, not a curated record.